Messenger RNA from Aspergillus nomiae NRRL 13137, 1086 nucleotides. RefSeq lists its product as uncharacterized. Bases 1 to 1086 code for a protein of 361 amino acids. Gene Ontology annotation, molecular function: DNA-binding transcription activator activity, RNA polymerase II-specific. The transcript has 3 exons. Lineage: Eukaryota; Fungi; Ascomycota; Eurotiomycetes; Eurotiales; Aspergillaceae. Gene Ontology annotation, biological process: regulation of transcription by RNA polymerase II. The record is from RefSeq and is a predicted model, not a curated record.
AUGGUUGCGAGCGAUGCAAACUACGCAGAAUCAAAUGCGAUGAAGCCGGCCCUCCAUGCGGCCACUGCGCUGCCCGAAAGGCCGAUUGACCAGUCAACAAGAUCAGAUGAAGGUAGAACAGGCCUGCCGUGGGUAUCCGAGGCAUCGCGAAGUACAUUGCCUAUCGUACCGGCGGGCCGCAUGAGAGAGCUCCAGUUGAUGCACGUCUGGUCCUUCAAAACCUGCCACAGCUUUUCCUGCAACCUUGGCGAGGUCUUCCGAUCCUUCGUGGUGGAGCAGGCUUUCCAUCAUCCAUUUCUCAUGGACUCACUGCUGGCACUCACGUCACUACACAUAGCCUCUGGAACCAUCGGCAGUAACAACAACGAUGCGAAUGAUAAUCAUGCCCCCCUAAGCUCGGCCACUGUCUCGGAAUACAUCAACGACGCACUUCGUUACCAGAAUAGCGCCGUCCCGGCUUUUUGUACCGCACUAGAAAACAUCUCAGCAUCGAACUGCCAUGCGCUUUUCGCAUGCUCGGUCAUCAUGAUGGCUUGCGCUGUUGUGGCUCCAUUCGUUGGAAGCAGUCGCGGAAACAUGGUAGAAAACCUAACUUCUCCAUUUCAUUUUGUCAAGGGAAUACAUUCCGUCAUUGAUAAAUCUCGGCUAUGGCUGGCCAAAGGGCCCUUUCGAUUUGCAAUUUUAGCUCAUUCCGAUGAUGAGUGGGAGUCACCCCUGCAAGAAACCGAGGUCAUUCACAAGUUGCGAAAGCUUUGUUCUCAUGUAAAUCCGGCUAUACGGAACAUCCUUAGCCGUGCUAUCACACUCCUGGGGAGUUGCUUUGUAAAAGAUGAAACAAUGGCGAUUCCAUGGAUCAUGGUUGUUGGGCUGGACUUCGUGGAUCUCAUACAACAAGAGGAGCCCAUGGCCUUACUGGUGUAUAUGUAUUGGGGUGUUUUGCUUAGCGGGUUGAAGGAUAUAUGGUGGGCAACGCUCUCAGGAAGGAGGAUUGUAGGGGAUUUGGCAAGGGAGCUCGCACGGAUCAAUGAGUGGACCGAAGCUAUACAAUGGGCAACGGAGCAGGUAGGCAUAAAAAUUGUUAUCUAA